UCGCUUCCUCCCAAGUCCCAACAAGGGCAAACAGAGCACCCACGCCGCCGCGGCGAUCCCACCACAGCCUCCCUCCCGCAGAUCGAGCGGCGCGUCGCGGCGCGGCGGCCGACGGCCGGAAGGAGAUGAGGAAGCGCGAGAGGGAGAACCCGUGCGGGGUCUGCGGGCACUACCACAAGUGCGAGGAAGGGGAGAUAUGCGGGGUCUGCGGCCACAGGCCCGCCGCGGCGGACGCGGUGGCCCCGGCGAGGGUCGACUCCGCCUUCCCCUCCGAGGUGCUCAAGGGCUUCCUCUUCCUCGGCAGCUACGACAACGCCUCCCGCUCCGAGGUCCUCAGGACGCUCAACAUCACUCACAUCCUCAACACUGUGCCGGAUUGCCAUAAUCUUUACCGGAAUUCAUUCACUUAUCACUGCCUCCAAGAUGAUAAAACAUUGGAUUUUGAUGGUGCUACUCAGUAUCUAGAGCAAUGUGAAAGAGAGCAAUCACGUGUUCUUGUCCAUUGCAUGUCUGGGAAAAACAGGUCAGCUGCUGUGGUAACAGCCUUCUUGAUGAAGUCUAGAGGGUGGAGACUUGCACCGUCUCUCCAGUGGGUAAAAGAUCGACGGCCACAGGUCCAAAUAACAGAAGCUUCUCAGUGUCAGCUUGUUGAGUAUGAACAGAAGCUCUUUGGACCCAGCGCUGGCUCGCCAGCUCAGACCACGGUUCUAACCGAGUCAUUUCCUUCACUUGGAUUUGGUUUCCCACAACCAUCAGGUGACAUCCAAGUGCCUGCGUUCAACCAGACUCCUGUGCCAUCCAUUUUUGAGCGGGCCGGCCCAAACAAUGUUCCCAGUAACUUCACCUUUGGAGCCGAGGGUUCAAUGGGAGCCGGAGUCGGCCCUGCCGCAGGGAUCAAUAAUGGCGCAGUCACCCCAGCUUCGACGGAUAACCAGAUGGACAGCUCUUAAGAUGGCUUUAACAUGUCGCAUAUCACUUGGGACAGAUGCAUGUUAGUCUUAGGCCUAUCAAAUGUGUCACUGCAUGUUUAGCUUUCACUUGGAACGGAUGCAUGUUACUCGUAGGUCUAUCGAAUAGUAUGUCAUUGGAUGUUUAGCUUUCAACAGAUUGAGAAAUGGUCCCGGAAAACAUUUGGGGUUAUAUCUUACUUAUAUGGCAGUACACUUGGCACUUGGCAGUUCA
Messenger RNA from Hordeum vulgare subsp. vulgare (domesticated barley), 1182 nucleotides. RefSeq names its product protein-tyrosine-phosphatase IBR5-like. Gene Ontology annotation, biological process: abscisic acid-activated signaling pathway; protein dephosphorylation; auxin-activated signaling pathway. The transcript has 5 exons. Gene Ontology annotation, cellular component: nucleus. Gene Ontology annotation, molecular function: protein tyrosine/serine/threonine phosphatase activity; MAP kinase phosphatase activity. The record is from RefSeq and is a predicted model, not a curated record. The coding region runs from base 126 to 950 and encodes 274 amino acids. Lineage: Eukaryota; Viridiplantae; Streptophyta; Magnoliopsida; Poales; Poaceae.